UCUUCAGUCCUGUCAUCACGAUGGACAAUCUGUUAGUCCGCCCUGUGGCAACAGAUCGGAGAGCAUUCUUUGUACUGGAUACAUCACUACAGUCACCCCAGCUGUAUGAAUUUAUAACAGCAUCGACCUCCGAGAAAAAUAAGUGGAUUCAGGUCAUAAAUGAAGCAACAAAAGAGGUGGUGGAAGAACCAAUCGACCAGUCCCCAGUAAUUCCCCCUAACAGCUGUAUUGAGACGCUGGAAGAACCAGCAAACGAGGGGAAUGGUGUACCAUCUGGGGACGCAGAAAUGAAAGCACAAUGCCCUGUAAUUCCCUCUGAUAUAAGAGAUGUUAGCGAAGCUGAGGGGGGCACAGAGAAAAAGAAAUUCGACACAUGCUGCUCUGAGGAACUCGUCUGGAUCAUGCUCUGUUACUUUUUCAUAGUUUGCUGGUAUUGAGCUAAUUACAUGAAUUGCUUUGUAUCUAUACUCUGAAUUAGCAAUGCAUCUGUCGCAUCUACUAUGUCCUAUCUCUAUCGUACUCUAAAUGCUUCCAUCCACUGUAGGACUUUCUAACUAUUAGAAACCUUAUACAUCCUUACACAUAGUUUCCUUUAGCAUCAACUUCC
Pelobates fuscus (common spadefoot toad) is the source of this 607-nucleotide messenger RNA. RefSeq names its product rho guanine nucleotide exchange factor 11-like. Gene Ontology annotation, cellular component: cytoplasm. NCBI's taxonomy places the organism in Eukaryota, Metazoa, Chordata, Amphibia, Anura, Pelobatidae. Gene Ontology annotation, molecular function: G protein-coupled receptor binding; guanyl-nucleotide exchange factor activity. The coding region runs from base 21 to 437 and encodes 138 amino acids. Gene Ontology annotation, biological process: G protein-coupled receptor signaling pathway. The record is from RefSeq and is a predicted model, not a curated record. The transcript has 5 exons.